Conger conger (European conger) is the source of this 4310-nucleotide messenger RNA. Its product is annotated as sodium/hydrogen exchanger 6-like. Gene Ontology annotation, biological process: regulation of pH; proton transmembrane transport; sodium ion transport. The transcript is spliced from 16 exons. Lineage: Eukaryota; Metazoa; Chordata; Actinopteri; Anguilliformes; Congridae. Bases 126 to 2165 code for a protein of 679 amino acids. The record is from RefSeq and is a predicted model, not a curated record. Gene Ontology annotation, cellular component: membrane; recycling endosome. Gene Ontology annotation, molecular function: sodium:proton antiporter activity.
UGAGUGGGAUUCAGCUGGGUGGCGCUGCUGCCAUAAGUCUACUGCACGAUCAGCUGCUGGAUGAUACAGCAACGUCGAAACGGAAGCACCACUCACUCAGUUAAGGGGGUGAGAGGAACCACAACAUGGGACCCAAGACGAGAAACGCCGUGGCCCUCAAGGUCUGGAAGACGGCACCCGUGUCAGUUUUCGUCAGCUUGUUGGUUUGCUUGUGUGCCAUCAAUGCUGAGGAUAGCGUUAUGGAGAACAUUGUAACCGAGAAGAAGGCUGAGGAAAGCCACAGACAGGACAGUGCCGACCUGCUGAUAUUCAUCAUGCUGCUUACCCUCACGAUCCUAACUAUAUGGCUCUUCAAACACCGCCGGUUCAGGUUUUUGCAUGAAACCGGGCUAGCCAUGAUAUACGGCGUACUGAUGGGUGUGGUUCUGCGCUAUGGCAUCCACGUUCCUCGAGACAUCAACAACGUCACGCUGAGUUGCCAUGUCAAUGCGAGCCCACCCACUCUUCUGGUGAAUGUCAGCGGCAAGUUUUAUGAAUACACUCUGAAGGGUGAGAUCAGUCCCACCGAGGUUGGCGAUGUGCAGGACAACGAGAUGCUGAGGAAGGUGACCUUUGACCCUGAAGUGUUCUUCAACAUUCUCCUGCCUCCAAUUAUUUUCCAUGCCGGGUAUAGCUUGAAAAGGAGACACUUCUUCAGGAACAUGGGGUCUAUCUUGGCCUACGCCUUUGUGGGAACCGUCAUAUCCUGUUUCAUCAUUGGAUUGCUGAUGUAUGGCUGUGUGGUGAUGAUGAAGCAGAUGGGCCAGCUGGGUGGGGACUUCUUCUUCACUGACUGCCUAUUCUUUGGAGCCAUCAUCUCUGCCACUGACCCAGUGACGGUGCUGGCCAUCUUUAAUGAGCUGCAUGUGGAUGUGGACCUUUACGCUCUGCUGUUUGGAGAGAGCGUCCUGAAUGACGCGGUGGCCGUGGUGUUGUCCUCAUCCAUCGUAGCGUACCAGCCCACGGGAGAUAACACCCACACGUUCGAGGGCAUGGCCCUGCUGAAGUCCCUGGGCAUGUUUCUGGGGGUGUUCAGUGGCUCCUUUGCCCUGGGGGUGGCCACUGGAGUGGUGACCGCACUGGUCACCAAGUUCACCAAGCUGCGUGACUUCCAGCUGCUGGAGACGGCGCUCUUCUUCCUCAUGUCCUGGUGCACCUUCCUGCUGGCCGAGGCUUGCGGCUUCACCGGGGUGGUGGCUGUGCUGUUCUGUGGGAUCACCCAGGCCCACUACACCUUCAACAACCUGUCCCCAGAGUCCCAGGACCGCACCAAACAGUUGUUUGAGGUGCUGAAUUUCCUGGCAGAGAAUUUCAUCUUCUCCUACAUGGGCCUCACGCUCUUCACCUUCCAGAGCCACAUCUUCAACCCCACCUUCAUCGUUGGGGCUUUCCUGGCCGUGUUCGUGGGCAGAGCCGCCAACAUCUACCCCCUGUCCCUUUUCCUCAACCUGGGGCGCCGCCACAAGAUCGGCUCCAGGUUCCAGCACAUGAUGAUGUUUGCAGGGCUGCGGGGGGCCAUGACCUUCGCGCUGGCGAUCCGGGACACGGCCACGUACGCACGGCAGAUGAUGUUCUCCACCACGCUGCUCAUCGUCUUCUUCACCGUCUGGGUCUGCGGGGGCGGCACCACCCCCAUGCUGUCCUGCCUGCGCAUCCGUGUGGGUGUGGAUUCUGAUCAGGAUAGUUCGGUAAGUAUCAGUAUAGACGGGACAGAGAGAAAGAGUACCAGACAGGAAAGUGCCUGGCUGUUCAGAAUCUGGUACAAUUUCGACCACAAUUACCUGAAGCCCAUCCUGACCCACAGCGGACCCCCGCUCACCGCCACCCUGCCCGCCUGCUGCGGCCCCCUGGCUCGCUGUCUCACCAGCCCCCAGGCCUACGAGAACGAGGAGCAGCUGAAGGACGAUGACUCGGACCUGAUCCUGAACGACGCAGACAUCAGUCUGACGUACGGGGACGUGACCGUGAGCACGGACGCCUCGGGGGCCCCUACCAAGCCCGGGGACCGGGCCCCGGACCACGAGCAGGUCGUCCGCGGCACCCGGCUGGUCCUCCCCAUGGACGACUCCGAGCCCAUCCCCACCCGGGCCCAGAUCUGCCCUGCCGCAGACAACAAGCCUAUCUGAGGGGCUUCACUGCUCCCUUCCUCUGCCUCUCUCACUCCUCUCUCUCUCUCUCUGUCUCUGUCUCUCUCCUCCCUCCCUCACUCGCUUCUCCCUUCCUCCAUCUCUUCAUUCUUCCUUCUGGAUCAGACUCGCUCAUUUCUUUCUUUUAUAAUAAUUUCUCUAGAUUUGGCGACCAUUUCUGUUGCUCUAGCUCGCCGUCUUGGUCUCCCUCUCCUGUUCCUGUCAUCUUCGUAAUGUAUAGAAAUAUUUAUUUAUUUAUUGCAUACACAUAAUUUUAAUACAUUCAGCUGUCCUUCUACGAUAGAGGCCCACGUGGUGUCCUUGGCCUCAUCCUGAACGUGCCAUGGAAGCUUUGAGAGAGAGGGUACUUGCUUAGACCCACACUUGCAAACCUCCAACGGGGUUGCCGCAACCAGCUUAGACGCUGCUUUUCUUGACGAAUUAUAGCAAGGUGUAAAAUAACGCAAGCUGCCAUUCCUGUCCUCACACCAUAUGCAUGCUUAACAGGGCUUCUAGUGUCUGGAGGAUUAUGGGAUUUGGUUACCCCUCUCCUCGCUGUUCUUUUCUUCACCUGUAGAUGGCGCUGCAGGGCUGUUGGUCUCGCUCUGUGCGACAGGGCUAAAUCAUGAGGCAUGGCAUCUUAGUGGGUCUGUGUUGCUGUACUGUUACAACCAAGUGCCUGAUGAGUACUGCCCCCCCAUAGAAAUACCCACAAUGCCCACGCUCUCCCCUAUUGGGCAGUGAAGUCCUGCCUGCUCAUUAUUGAGUUUGUGCUUUCCCCUUAGCUGUGUUGUAACGCCAUGCUAUCCGUGCAGCUUGCCACAGGUCUGGAAUCGAAUGCGUUGGCCUCUGACUGUCGCAGUAAUGAGGGUUGUACACCUUGUUAUAUAACUUGAUGAUGUAUGCUGCAAAAAAAAGCAUGGUGUUGUCCUAAAGUAGGAAAUGGGUAUCCCUUUUUUGAUGUCCUGAAGUUUUCUGAGAACUGAAUUCUGAUUCUUACAGCCUGAAAAAAUAAUUUUGUAUUUAAUUUUGUAAUUGUGGUUUGCAAGUACUUUGAAUAGUGUCAGUAACUAACACUUUUGCACUGGGGUUUGGGAGAGAGAGAGAACUACUGUUUAAUAAGUGCAGAAACAGGAACGACUUGAGAAAUGUAGAAUUAGCAGUUUUAAUGUGGAACCUCUUGUGGAAGAUCCUCUGAUAAAUGUAUUUUAUUUAUGAAUUUAAGAAUAUACUCCUAGGGAAAAUAAUACUAGCAUUACUGUUUUUAAUGUAUCUGUAAUUACUGUAUCUUUAAUAAUUCUCAACUGAGAUCCUGGGAAAAUCCCAGCUUUUUUUUUUUUUUUUUUUUCAUCGUGUUUGAAAUGGUACCUUACUGACCUUUUAAAGCUUUCCAAAAUGUCAUCCUAGUCAUUUCUUGUCCUUUUGAACAUGAGGGGUGGCCAAUCUUGAUUGAAUUCAAACCGGGUCACUAGUUACUAUUUGACCUGAUCAGAGGGUACUGGCUGUUCAAUUUGAAUGGCAAGCGUUGUCGUUUUUGCAUUUUAAUUGAGCUUGGAACUGAAUGAAUGGGAAUUGGUGAUUCCUCGGUACUGCCCCCUGCUGGGGAUUUAGUUUGUUACAUCGCAUUGUUCUGGAACUUUUCUCCACUGAAUACCACAAGUGAAUUGUACUUGACGGUAUGGGGGGACUUAUCACCUUUAUAAUCAUGGGUAAAGUUAAAAGCCAAGUGUAGAUUACCGUGAGUUGCAUGAAUGAACAUCACGCUUGAAUACAUAAUCUUAAUGUAAAACACUUUUUUUUUAAAAAGGUGUUUGUCUUUAAUCAUGUUUUCAAGGGUUGUGUGGAAAAGGCCAAAGAGAAAAUAAUGGCGUUUUUGUAAUUGUUAAUGGCUCAAACUAUUUAAUGUGCCAAAAUGCUUUUUUCUGAUAGUUGAAUUUGAGGUCACACUGAAUGACAAUGGGAGUGACGGAAUGAUGAGGAGAAAGGGAGCUGUGUCUGUGAUGAGUCUGGAGCUGGCCUUAGCCCUCUGUGUGUGCACUCCCACAUCUCCGAUUAUCACUGUAGUAAAGGCGUUCAUCUGAGGAUUACUUCAUUAAACGCCUUUUUAAAGUCAUUUUAGGGCUUUCUUUUAGGGGCGAUGCUUUA